CGCACGCGCGGUGCGGAUGCUCGCGCCGCCGUUCGCGCCGCCGGGAGCGGCGCGGCUCCAUGGGGAGAACAUGGCUCCCUUCCCCGAGGAGGUGGACGUGUUCUCCGCCCCGCACUGGCGCAUGAAGCAGCUCGUGGGGCUCUACUGCGACAAGCUUUCCAAGACCAACUUCUCCAACAACAAUGAUUUUCGGGCUCUGCUGCAAUCUCUUUAUGCUACAUUCAAGGAAUUUAAGAUGCAUGAGCAGAUUGAAAAUGAGUGUAUCAUUGGUUUGCUUCAGCAGCGUAGCCGGACAGUGUACAAUGUGCACUCGGACAACAAACUCUCAGAGAUGCUUAGCCUUUUUGAGAAAGGGCUAAAGAAUGUAAAGAAUGAAUAUGAACAGCUAAACUAUGCGAAGCAGCUGAAGGAGAGAUUGGAAGCCUUUACCAGGGAUUUCCUUCCUCAUAUGAAAGAGGAAGAGGAGGUUUUUCAGCCAAUGUUGAUGGAAUACUUCACUUAUGAAGAGCUGAAAGAUAUUAAGAAGAAAGUAAUUGCACAGCACUGCUCGCAGAAAGAGGCUGCAGAAUUCAGAGGUCUCAGUAAGUGGAAUCAAACAGAAGAGCUUCAGAAGGUCUUUAAGUAUUCUGUGGAUGAGAAGGCAGAUCAAGAAACCGAAGUAACAGGGCACACCACAAAUAUUACUAAUCUCCCUCCUGAAGUAAUGGUGACCAUUUUCAGUUACCUUAACCCCCAAGAGUUAUGUCAGUGUAGUCAAGUAAGCACUGAAUGGUCACAGUUGGCUAAAACUGGAUCUCUGUGGAAACAUCUUUACCCUGUUCGCUGGGCCAGAGGUGAUUGGUAUAGUGGUCCUGCAGCAGAUACUGAGACUGAACCUGAUGAGGAAUGGGUGAAAAACAGAAAAGAUGAAAGUCGUGCUUUCCAGGAAUGGGAUGAAGAUGCUGACAUAGAUGAAUCUGAAGAAGCAGCUGAAGAUUCACUUGCCAUUAAUAUAGCACAAAUGGAAAAACGUUUACUUCAUGGCCUAAUUCAUCAUGUCCUCCCGCUUGUAGGCUCCUCAGUGAAGACACUGGUAUUGGCCUACAGUUCUGCAGUGUCCAGCAAAAUGGUUAGACAGAUCUUGGAGCUUUGCCCCAACUUGGAAUAUUUGGAUCUCACUCAAACUGAUAUUUCAGACUCUGUAUUUGAAAGUUGGUCUACAGUUGGGUAUUGUCAAAAUCUACGCCACCUUGAUCUGUCUGGAUGUGAAAAAAUUACAGAUGUGGCUAUAGAGAGGAUUUCCAGAGCACUGGGUAUCAUAUCAACUCAUCAUACCAGAGGCAUUCUGAAAAGCUGCAGGAACAGGAACUCUAAGACUUUGUGGAAAAACAGAGAGAUUACUCUGCAGUCCAACCAGAAGUAUAAUGGUUUGCAUGAAAUCAGCAAUGAAAAUCUCAUUCAGGGAGGAAAUGGUGAGCAGCACUGGACUAAACCUGACAGCUCAGAAAACUUCAGUUCUGCUUAUGUGUGGAUGCUGGAUGCAGAUGAUUUAGCUGACAUUGAAGAUGCUGCAGAGUGGAGACACAGGAAUGUUGAAGGAUUUUGUCUUAUGGAGCCAACAUCCCACAUUAGUUGUUCUGCAUUGUGCUACAAUAGAGACAUUUAUGGAUUAAGGACUAGAGGGUGGCAGCAGCACUGUGCUUCUACUGACUUGAUUUACUGCGGUCACUCGUUUUGUUGUGCUGGGACAGCACUAAGAACUAUUCGAGCACUUCCAGAGUCCUCUGCACUGUGUAGAAAACCAAUAAGGACUAAGCAGUCAGAGAAAAAAGACUCUGCAUACUCUGGGAGUGAAAAAACAGAGGAAGAGACUGCACGAGUUCUUCAGUUUCUCAGUCUGUCAGGCUGUUACCAGAUAACAGACCGUGCUCUCAGGGCAUUGACUCUGGGAGGAGGACUGCCACAUUUGGAGCACCUGAACCUCUCGGGGUGUCUCACUGUAACUGGUGCAGGCCUGCAGGAGUUGGUUUCUGCAUGCCCCUCUCUAAAAGAUGAACACUUUUACUACUGUGACAACAUUAACGCAGCAGCCAAAAAAGCCACCAAUGUUACCAUCGUCAGGGUGGUGAGAACAAGAUAGAGGGUGCUGUGCAUGGUCCUGGAAGCCUUGGGGCACUCACAUGUGGAGCACUACAUGAUGGGCUUGGUCUCCCCAUCCUGAGGAGAGUAUACACUGGAGUUAAAGAAGAUACAGAAGAGGUCUUCUAAAAAGUUAGGGAACUGAACACUCAAAAGGCUGGAUGUUUCAAUCUGGGAAUGAGAUGGCUGAAAAGGGGGCAUGACCGUUACAGAAUUGGGAAAGCAGUAGAUGAGGUGAAUGUGCAGUGGUAGUUCUCCAAAUUUUGCAGUGUUAGAGCACAGGAGCACUGGGUGAAUUUUACACAGAUGCAGUGUAGUGAACUUUUGGAACUUGGUCCUGUGGAGAAUUGUGGAAGGAGGUUUAAAAAGAGGUUAAAAACCCUUAUGCACAACUGAACCAUAAACAAGUACUGAAGGAAAUGGACUUCAGUGUCCCUGAUGCAACAGUUAGGGUUGUUGGAAAAGCACAAAAGGUGUGCAUGAUAGGCUUAUAUCAUGUCCCUAGACACCAUUUGCUCUUGCUAGUGGUGGAGGUAGCAUUAGAUGGAGCAUUGGUCAGACCUAGAAGUUGGUGUGUUCCAGUUAGAAGCAUGAGGAAUAACAAAAUGAGCAAGGAAAGGAUGGAAAACAAUAUUAAAUUAAACUUAGAAUUCCCUUCGUUGGGAUCUUGUGGUUCUGUAUGUUUUGUCAACAAGCAUUUUGCUAGAAAUGUGACAGUUGCUUCAGAAUCACUGCUGUGCUGUGUAGCUGUGGCAGUGCUGGGGAAGGUCAGCUACAACUUGGAAAGUGCUGCUGCACAGAACAUGCUCUGCCAAACCAGCUGUUCAGAAGCACCAAGUCUUUCUAAAGGAUGUACAAAGAAGCUUUUAAACUCUAGCUUAUAAGUGACAUGGAGGAUCAAAAUGUAGUUCAGAUGAAUAAAAAGAUGUGAAAAGGAAAAUGGGUUUAUUGACCAGUGAAAAGUUCACUAUACUGUAACUGUAGUCUUUCAUUAGUUUCAGGUUUUAUUCAGUCUCACGUAUCUUAACUUAUUUACAGUGUAGAGUAUUGCUUAUUGGUCUGUGGCAUAAAGUAGGAAGCUGUUUUCAAGAUCCCAGAUUCUUGGAAAUUAAGUGAAUUAUGGCUUUACUGUUGAAGGAGGUAAAUAAAGCCAGAUAUGGCAUGGUGCCCUAGUUCAUUAAAAGAUUUUGUUAGAAUUUCUAAAUACAUUAAAGCCAGCUGAAAUAUUUGUUGAUUUGUUUCUCAUACAAAUGGGGAAAAUUUGUAUUGUCCUGGUUAGGUCUUCACCAGCUUGUUUGAGUUGGCUCAGCAGCCCACUUCCAGUGUUUGUUGGGUGCCAGAGCUCAGCCAGCCUGAGUGUAAAGGGGUCUCAAAGCAGGCAUAUGGCUGCAGGAAAUAAAACCCUGUUUGAAUAAAUACAAUAAUUUCUUAUCUCAUGGUCACUUUUAACAUUUAACAUGAAAGGAGUGAGUGAAGGUAAGUGGAGGUGGGUAGAGUUACAGUGUUGGUUUCUGCUCUCUGUGCUUGCAACUUAUUCUUUUUUCUGAAUGGCUCAUUUUUAGCCUUAUGGCUUUUGACGACUGCAGCAAUGCUAAGGUGAUUCUGUUUAUAGUUUUUGAAUUUCUUGUCAAGAGUAUGUGAGAGUCUGGCCAACCAUGAAGUGUUCAUGGAUGAAAAAAAAUACUUCCAGGCUAAAAAAACUUCAUUACCAUUUCAUUACCACAGACAUAGUUUUGGAGGUUAUGGUUUCUUUGGUAAUGAUCAUCUGAAUCUGAAAAAUGGGAAUUAAAAAUACAUUGUCAAAACCACUCAGUUCUGAAGCUGUGGCAGCUUGUGUAAAGUUGCUCUUUUAGUUUUGCUUAUGGGUACUUCUGUGUAAUUUGGGAUGUGUUAUCUUCAUGGGACUAAGCUGUGAAGCAAAAAUCUCUUGAAAAAUACCUGUUCCGAGUGAGGUUUUUACUCCGCGAUAGUACCGGCAGCAUUUUGGACUUCACGGUACUGAAUGAAGUGUAGUGCAUUGUUAAAAAUGAGAUGUUUUCUGAAUCACCAGUUUAUGAGAGUUAUGAAUCUAAAUGAGUAGCCUUUUCUUCUUUUCACAUUUCUGUUGUUUUUGUGCAGGUCCUCAUGCUGACACCGCCAGUGGAUGCCAGAAUUUGCAGUGUGGUUUUCGGGCCUGCUGCCGCUCUGGCGAGUGACCGCUGACGUCUGACCUUCUACUCCAUUUAGCUGAGCAGGCUUCCUCUCAUGCACUUUACUUACAGCUCGCAUCUUGUGUUAACAAUCCUUGGAGUGAGACUUGUUAUACUAGCCUGACCCUGCCCACAACUUCAGAAUCUUAAUUAUGAGUGUACUGUACAGUGUUGUAACAAUCUCACAACCUCAUUCGGCUUGAAGGGUGUUGGGUUUUAUUUUACAUAAUUUGGGGAAGAUGGGGAAGAUCUUCAAUUUUUUUUUUUUUAAUGCCACUUUAUUCCAAUUUUGGCACUUAACUGUACUUUACUGAAUUAUUUUGUGUUAGGUGACUUUUCUUUUUUAAUUUUGAAUCCAUAAGUACAAUAUAAAUCUCCGCAGAGAAUUUGAAUUUUAGUGUUUGCAUUUGGGUAACAAUUAUACAUCUUUAGGAGUCUGGUUUCUUCCCCUUUCCUCUCAUCCUGAAGUUGUUCUUUUUACUGCAAAAUUAGGGAAAUUGCCACCUUCCUUUUGCAUUUGGUUUUGUAUUUGGGCUUGAAAGACAUAAAUAAAACAUUCCCACCAAUAAAAAAAAAU
Molecule: messenger RNA, 4884 nt
Organism: Serinus canaria (Common canary)
Lineage: Eukaryota; Metazoa; Chordata; Aves; Passeriformes; Fringillidae
Gene: FBXL5
Product: F-box and leucine rich repeat protein 5
Exons: 11
Coding region: 17-2119 (700 amino acids)
Biological process (GO): SCF-dependent proteasomal ubiquitin-dependent protein catabolic process; intracellular iron ion homeostasis
Cellular component (GO): SCF ubiquitin ligase complex
Molecular function (GO): protein binding
Source: RefSeq, a predicted model, not a curated record